Teleopsis dalmanni is the source of this 915-nucleotide messenger RNA. Its product is annotated as alpha-tocopherol transfer protein-like. The record is from RefSeq and is a predicted model, not a curated record. The transcript has 3 exons. NCBI's taxonomy places the organism in Eukaryota, Metazoa, Arthropoda, Insecta, Diptera, Diopsidae. Gene Ontology annotation, cellular component: membrane. Gene Ontology annotation, molecular function: phosphatidylinositol bisphosphate binding. The coding region runs from base 1 to 915 and encodes 304 amino acids.
AUGCGACCACUCACACCAGCUUUGGCUAAAAUAGCUAAGGAGCAACUAAAUGAAAUACCUGAACGUGUAGAACAGGACUUGUUCAUAUUAAGAGUUUGGAUACGUCAGCAAAUUCAUCUGAGAGCCCGUACUUCUGAUGAGUUUUUGAUUGCAUUUCUCAGAUGUUGUAGUUAUAGUUUGGAAGAAACCAAAAAACGUAUAGAACUUUUUUUCCAUUUUUAUAAUGUGCUGCCACAGAUUUUUUAUAAUCGUCUUGUAACGGAUCGCAUACUACACAUGAACCGUUGUGGCAUACAUAUCUAUCCAGAAUUUCCGAAAUGUGACAACAAUACUGCUUUGCUUAUGGUACGUUGUGGUCAAUUUUCGCGAAAGCAGCAUAGGCAAUGUGAAUUAAUUAAGUUUGUUACUAUGGCUAUGGAAAUCAUGGCUCUAGAGAAUGAUAAUGCAAAUGUAGCAGGUGUAACACAAAUUGUUGAUUUGGCUGGUAUAGAAAAUGCAUUCUUUCAUAGCUUUGAUCAUCAUACUAUGAAAAUGUGGUAUUUUUGGAUAAGAGAUUGUCUUCCUUUACGGAUAAAACAAGUUUAUUUUAUAAAUGCAAGUAAAGAUAUGCUUCGCAUGAUGCAGAUUCAAAAAUUCUUUCAAAAUGAAACUGAUUAUCCGAUGACUGUUUUAAAAACAACUGAAGAACUUUACAAUCAUGUUCCAAGAAAAUGCCUUCCAGAAGAAUAUGGUGGUUAUAAUGGUCAUAUUGCCGAAUGUAUUGGUUAUAUGGAAGACACUCUGAGAAGUUACAAAACCUAUUUCGAAGAAGACAUUCUAUACGGUAUGAAUGAAAACUUACGCAGUGGUGAUGUCAUACCUUAUGAAGCUGAAUUUGGUCUUGAGGGAUCUUUUCGCAAACUUGAAUUGGAGUAA